Knipowitschia caucasica is the source of this 549-nucleotide messenger RNA. The record is from the annotation of a GenBank genome assembly. NCBI's taxonomy places the organism in Eukaryota, Metazoa, Chordata, Actinopteri, Gobiiformes, Gobiidae.
AUGUCAACACCAUCGCAGACAGGAGCAUCACUGCUAACUUACAGGUAUUCUCCCUCUGUUCAUACUACACAACCGUGCAUCAACCUCACCUCCAUCCUUCUGCUCUUCCUGCGAGUGCCGCGGUGUCACCGGUAUCUGGGAAGGAUGAAGCGAUUACCUGGUCGGGGUCAUUGGAGCCAGAGAGAGGCGCGUCUACCUGGCCCAGGCCGCACACGCCGCACACGCCGACCCCGCUGCUGCUACAAUCCGAGCGAGCACAUCGACCCUCCAGUGCUCCAGUCAGCGCCCGGGUGUGCGGAACACACCACCAACAACCGCAACAUGCCCGCGGACCGUCCCUGCUCCACAGCCACGGAGAACAUUCCACCAGCUUCUCUCUCGGACCACACCACAUCCACCGACUGCAUCAUCACGGCACACAUGGAUUACGUCAUCAGAAUGCGACCGGCAUCAGACCACAUAAACAAAAACAGCGGAGACAUGGAAAACGCGGGGUGGAUUUUCGCCUGCUCCGCACUCUUCCAAAACAUAAGCCCACUUCUGAAUUAA